Messenger RNA from Haplochromis burtoni (Burton's mouthbrooder), 1357 nucleotides. Its product is annotated as multiple epidermal growth factor-like domains protein 10. The transcript has 4 exons. NCBI's taxonomy places the organism in Eukaryota, Metazoa, Chordata, Actinopteri, Cichliformes, Cichlidae. Gene Ontology annotation, molecular function: protein binding. Bases 404 to 847 code for a protein of 147 amino acids. The record is from RefSeq and is a predicted model, not a curated record. Gene Ontology annotation, cellular component: membrane.
UGCCCUGCAGGCAUAGCAUAAAGAUGUUAAGACCUAUAAUUUUUAAUCUUAUAAACUAUUUAUUGUAUCAUUAUCUCUUCUAAGAAAACAAAGCUUUUGGACAAACAGGCAAUUAGUUUUCUCGGGUAUUUUAAGGACAUAAAAGUUGGUUGAGUGUCAAUCUAUUGUGUGUCAAUCUCUUUUGAAGUAAAUCAACUAAUUGAACAGAGACGAUUAAUGAGGCAGUCAUGAACUAUCAUCAGCCACACACUGGUUUCAUGUCUCAUAUCCAUUUUCUUUUUUCACUUUCUGUGGUUUCAGUUACUCUGUGACAGUGCAGGAGUCAUAUGCCCAUUCUUUUAAUCAGAUUUAUUACACCAGCUGCACUGACAUCCUCAACUGGUUUAAGUGCACCAAACACAGGAUGAUCUAUAGAACAGCAUAUCGUAGUGGGAACAAGACCAUGUACCGGAGGAAGUCUCAGUGCUGCCCGGGCUUCUAUGAGAAAGAAGAGAUCUGUGCUCCUCAUUGUACAGAGAGCUGUAUUCAUGGCCGUUGUAUGGCACCCAACACCUGCCAGUGUGAGCCAGGCUGGGGGGGCUCCAAUUGCUCGAGUGCUUGUGACAAUGAUCACUGGGGUUCCCACUGCAGUAACAGAUGCCAGUGCCAGAAUGGAGCUCUGUGUAACCCUAUCACUGGAGCUUGUAUCUGCACUCCUGGAUACAGAGGUUGGCGCUGUGAGGUGUCAUGUGCAGUAGGCACCUAUGGGAAUGGAUGCCAGCAGAAAUGCCAAUGCCAGAAUGGUGCUGCCUGUCAUCAUGCGACCGGAGAAUGCAAGUGCCCACCGGGAUACACUGGUGCUUUGUAAGUCAGGAGAGAUCAUUUGUUAAAUUGGUUUCCUGCUUCUAAUACCAACAGUGACAUAAAAGAAAAGGUAGGCACCUAUAAGAAUGGAUACCAGCAGAAAUCGUAGAUUGGUGCUGCCUGUUAUUAUGCAACUGGAGAAUACCAGAGUGCCCACCUCCAUCUAAUGCCAACAGUGACAUAACAUUAAAAGCCUAGUAUCUAUGGUCAUGGCAAUUUCAUUUAUACAGCACAUAUCAUUAAUCUUAAACAUUGUGUGCACACACUGGACGGUUCUCUGGACUGUUGAAAGAUUUGCACCAGAUGAGAAGUCUGACAUGGUUACGGUGCAAGUCAGAGACCAAAGCACUGAGAGCUUUACAAAUUAAUAGAAAGAUUUUAAAGAUAAUUCUGAAGUGACUUCAGUAAUGAUGCUAAAAAACUAGUUCAUGCAUUUAUUAUUUCUAGGCUGGAGUAUUGUAAUUUAUUAUUAUCAUGUUGUCCUAAAAACGUCUGCACUGACAGUACUGACAGU